Messenger RNA from Podarcis lilfordi (Lilford's wall lizard), 10706 nucleotides. Lineage: Eukaryota; Metazoa; Chordata; Lepidosauria; Squamata; Lacertidae. The record is from the annotation of a GenBank genome assembly.
GUAUUUUGCCGCCGCAAGGCUUCAUGGGGGUUGUAGUCCGUUGGGCUGAGGGGAGGAGAGUGGAAUUAUUAUAGGAAAAGUUUUCAGGCCAUUUGUGUGAGGGAGGAAAUGUCUGUUUUAAGAGGAUUAAAUAGAUUAUAAGGGGGAAGGAAAAGAAGCUUUUGGUGCCAGCCCCUCACGAAAGCCUUUUAGUAGGAAAGGAUACACUCUGUCCAUGCUCAGAGACACCUUUUAUCCUGAACUCACAUGUACGUGAUUGUGCAUGGAAACUAACCUACUGGGGAAAAAGUAAAAAAAAAAAAAUGCAUUUAUUGCCUGGCUCAUUUGGCCUCUGGUGGCCCUCAUAAAGUUGCUCAGAGUGAAAUGCGGCCCUCAGGCCGUUUCCUUAGGGCCAGUAUAAAUUACCUGGUGCAUAUUGGGGCAAAUAAAUAAAUAAGCAAAUAAAUUUCACGGGGACCACGAAUAAAACCUUGAGGCCCCCCAAGAGAGUGAGGCCCUAAGCUACAGCUUGUUUAGCUUAUACGUAAAUCCAGCACUGGGUGAGUGCAUGCAAGAGUUAUCCAGCAGGUGUCCCCUCGUUCCUUUCCCAUUUGGAAAUGGGCGUUGCAAAAUGAGAGGGGGGAGGCAUGGAAUCACCCUUCCCUUUUCAACUCAGCGCUCCUGAGAUGCAGAGUCAGCUGUUUCCCCCUCCCCUUCGCCCCCCAGCUUCAUCUAUUUAAAGCCAACUUAUUUAAAGUCCAAAGGGGUUCCUGCCGGGAUCUGUUAAAUCUCCAGCUCUUUCUUUCUCUCUCUGCCUCUCCAGCUCCAGCCAACAUGACUUCCUCCUCCGAAACCGCCCAACCAAUUUUCCUGGAAGGGGAGAACUGCAAGCCCUCCUGGAAAGAAGCGGCCGCAGGGUAUGACACAACGGACACCCACUUGGAGAUCAUGGGGAAGCCGGUUAUGGAACGCUGGGAGACUCCCUACAUGCAUUCCCUCGCCUCCGUGGCCGCUUCGAAAGGUAGGACGGUGCAUUUACCGCAUUUUUCGCUCUAUAAGACGCACCAGACCACAAGGCGCACCUAGUUUUUGGAGGAGGAAAACAAGAAAAAAAAUAUUCCGAAUCUCAGAAGCCAGAACAGCAAGAGGGAUCACUGCGCAGUGAAAGCAGCGAUCCCUCUUGCUGUUCUGGCUUCUGGGAUAGCUGCGCAGCCUGCAUUCGCUCCAUAAGAUGCACACACAUUUCCCCUUACUUUUUAGGAGGGAAAAAGUGAGUCUUAUAGAGGAAAAAAUACGGUAUGUUUUGUUUCUCUGCAUUCCACUUUUUCUCUCUCCCUACUGAUUCCCCACAACGACCCUGCGAAGGCAGGCCAGGCUGAGAGACCAGCGGCUGGCUUGCAAGGUAGCCCAGUUCGCUUCAGGGCCAAGUGUUGGGAGAAAGGAACCCGGUCUCUCCCUGGUGCCAGCCUGACACGCUAAAUCGUAAUGUUGUGGUCAUUGGAGGUUUGUGAGCAAGCCUACCUUCAAGGGGUGUUGCUGCCAUAGCACGCCAGCGCUCCGUAUUCCCCAAUUUUGGGGUAGCUGCCAGAACUGGUGGACAUCCCACGAAGCUGAAUGUUGCGAGAUUCAGGAAAGGCGGAAGAAAAGACGGCUCAGGCUUAAACUACGGAACUCCCUGCCACAGUAAGGAGGCGGUAAUGCGUCCGAAUACCAGUUGCCACAGGAAGGGAGAGUUGUUCUUGUGCUUGCGCCCCCCCCCCCCGUGAGAAUAGGAUGUUGGCCCAGGGGGCUCCCUUUGGCUUGAUCCUGCAGCCAGGCUCUCCUGACAUUCCCUUUCUGGUUCAACGUUGCCAACCUAUCCUAAGCUACUCCUUGUCUGAAAGACUCUGGGUUCUACCCAGCUAUAACCUCUGCCCCAGUGUAGACCCGUUGGAAGGAAUGCUCCGAAGUUAGUCAGGCCCAUUCAUUUCAGUGGGUCUCCUCCGAGUAGGGCUAGCGUUGGCGGCAACACGUUCCCUCUCUGGCUGCACCGACACCCUAAAGCACAUUCCGCUCCCACCCAAGGGGAAAAGAAAAACCCCGGGAACUAUACGAUAUAUACAAUAUACGAUAUCUUUAUUGUCAUUGUCCCAUGCAGAACAAUGAAAUUGAAAAACUACAUAAAACAUUCAAAAACCCCUAACAACUCUGAAACCCCAUUUUAAAAUACACUAUACUAUAGAGACCCCUUAUGCUGCGUUUAGAACCAGAAUUGCAUUUGCGUAGAAACUGUUUCUCAGGCGGCUAGUCCUGGCCUUUAUAACCCUGGACCUUCUUCCAGAAGGCAGAAGCUGAAAGAGAUCAUUUCCGGGGUGCGCACUAUCCUGCGCUAUCUCUGCCGCUUUCUUAUGGCACCUGGAAGCAUAGAUUUGAUCCAAGGUGGGAAGAGUGCACCCAAUUAUUCUCUCUGCAGUCUUUACAACCCUGGACAGCAUUGUUUUUCCCCAUGCCGUGCAGCUCCCAAAUCACACACACAGACCAUAAGUUAAUACACUCUCCGCUGUACAAUGGUAAAAUGCCAUCAACAGGUCCUUUGAGAGAUUGUUUUUCUGGUGGGUUCUCAGAAAAUAUAGUUUGCCCUGCAGUGCUACAACUCCCAAAGAAACAUAAAAGGUGUCUGUGUUUAUAUGAUUUGGAACCAGGCACAGCUGAGGAAGCCCCUUGGGGCGAAACAGGAGAAUAUCCAGGAAUUAUUGUCUACCUGUGCCUCUACCAGUGCCAGUUUCUUAAAUCUACCAACCUUAUCAUCUUCAUUAGACACUUACAAGACUAUUUCAUGGUACUCUUCUAAGGGAUACGUCAGAUAGAAAAAUACAAGAGAAGAUGAAGAAAUUAGACUGACAAAAUAGGAAUCGCAUUUUGUGCAUACUGGACUUGGUAGUUAACUGAACAAGCUACAUUUUAAUAUGUUAUGUCACGAUGCUGACUUUGACGUUAUGAGAAGCUGCAUCUAAUUUUGAGAAGUAAAGGUAAAGGGACCCCUGACCAUUAGGUCCAGUCAUGGCCGACUCUGGGGUUGCGGCACUCAUCCCGCAUUACUGGCCAAGGGAGCCGGCGUACAGCUUCCGGGUCAUGUGGCCAGCAGGACGAAGCCGCUUCUGGCGAACCACAGCAGCGCACGGAAACACCGUUUACCUUCCCGCUGGAGUGGUACCUAUUUAUCUACUUGCACUUUGACGUGCUUUUGAACUGCUAGGUUGGCAGGAGCAGGGACCGAGCAACGGGAGCUCACCCCGUCAUUGCGGGGAUUCGAACCGCCGACCUUCUGAUCGGCAAGCCCUAGGCUCUGUGGUUUAACCCACAACACCACCCGCGUCCCUAUAAUUUUGAGAAGUAGCUUCUAGUAAAUUACUUUACAAUUGUUAAUAUACAGCCUAUUACGUUUACGUGUAUUUUUUCAAGUGGAUUUGCGUAAUAUAGGCAUUCUAGUGGUUUUGAGCUACAACUUUCAGCACCCUUUAGCUAACAUUCCAGGGAUUAUUUGACACGGGCGCAGCAGUGAAGGAAUGUGCUUUAGCCUUUUCCGCCCCUCACCCCAAGUCUUCCUGCCUGAGACCUCCUUGUGUUGCAGCAGAGUUAAGAAUAGCCACUCUGCAAACUAUCUCCCCCUUUAAAAAAAACGCUUGUCUGUGGGUUCGAUUCAGGGGUCGGGCUUUUCCCGACAGCUGCAGGCUGAGACGUGGAAUAUAAGUCUAAGGGAAGAGUGAUUCUCUUGGAUAGAGCGAAAAAAAUCUAGAUUUUUCUUACAGCAUCUUUAUAUGUUAACAGUGAACCCUGGCCUUCUCGUGUUUAGCCAGAAGGCCAACACACAAACUUGUUCCACGCACUUUUGUCUCUGGCAAUAUUUAAGGGGGGCAUGCUCCCCCCCCAGAUGAUAGGCAGUGCCAUUCAAAUGGUGUCCGUGCUCCGCAUCUUGUGAUUGAUUAUGUGGGGCGGGUCUUACCUGGGCCUCCCCAAUAUUUUAUUCAAAUUGGCACCCCUGCUUCCAGACUGAUCAGGCAUGUGUUGGGGGGGGGGGCAGCCAAUUUAGAAGCCGACUUUUGAAUUUCGGACCCAAGACUUUUUCUUGCUCGUACUGCACUUGCUGCCUGCAUUGAAUUGUAAGUAAACUUUUUGUUCAACAACAACAAUUUUAUUAUCUAUAUCGUGCCCGUCUGGCUGGGUUUGUUUAUCUUACUUUAAAAAGUGUGCUUCAUUCUAUGCAAUGGGGGUGAAGAUGUGGAAGGGGGUCAGCAGACCCCAAAAGAAAAGGCAUUGAAAGCCGCAAUUGCCUUAUUCCUGCGCUUUAGUAAAGGUAAAGGGACCCCUGACCAUUAGGUCCAGUUGUGACCUACUCUGGGGUUGCGGCGCUCAUCUCGCUUUACUGGCCGAGGGAGCCGGCGUACAGCUUCCGGGUCAUGUGGCCAGCAGGACUAAGCUGGGGAUUUUUGUCCUGGAAAGGUUGGGGGUCCCUGCUGGUUGCAUCCCCAUAUCUGAAGUUAGGAAUGUUACAAGAAAAAAAGCCCUGCUCCUUUUCCCUUAUAGGGUACCCAAGAGCCUAUACAGAGUCCUUUUGUAGGUUCUCUGUUGGUAAAAGGACCCCUGACCAUUAGGUCCAGUCGCGACCGACUCUGGGGUUGUGGCGUUCAUCUUGCUUCAUUGGCCAAGGGAACCGGCGUACAGCUUCCGGGUCAUGUGGCCAGCAGGACUAAGCCGCUUCUGGCGAACCAGAGCAGCGCACAGAAAUGCCAUUUACCUUCCCGCUGGAGUGGUACCUAUUUAUCUACUUACUUUGACGUGCUCUCAAACUGCUAGGUUGGCAGAAGCAGGGACCGAGCAACGGGAGCUCACCCCGUCAUUCAAACCGCCGACCUUCUGAUCGGCAAGUCCUAGGCUCUGUGGUUUAACCCACAGCGCCACCCGUGCCCCUUCCUGCGCUUUAGCAGGCUGCAAAAUAUGUGAGAGCCUUUGACUCUGCUGAAAAGGCUUCGCAGCCCAUUCACUUUUUCUAUUUCUCCCACACACACAUGGGACAGGAGGUUUAAAUGUCCCUCUGCUGAUUUAACCCUCGAUCCGUCUCCUUGGUCCGCUCAAAGAGUCACGGCCGCUGACUGGACCUCCUUGCUGUUGUGUGUCACACUCAGGGGGCCGGGUGCUGGAGGUGGGUUUUGGCAUGGCGAUCGCCGCCACCAAAAUCGAGGAGUUCAACAUCGAGGAACACUGGAUCAUCGAGUGCAAUGAGGGCGUCUUCCAGCGGCUGAAGGAGUGGGCGAAAACACAGCCUCACAAGGUAUGUCAGAAGAGCCCUAAGGCUGAAUCAGGUCAUAGAGGGGUGUGUGUGUGUGUAUACACACACACACACACAUAUACAGACACAUAUACUCACUCUCUCUCUAUAUAUACAUAUUUUCAGGUAUACACAAGCACCGUAUUUUUCGCUCUAUAAGACGCACCAGACCACAAGACGCACCUAGUUUUUGGAGGAGGAAAACAAGAAAAAAUAUAUUCUGAAUCUCAGAAGCCAGAACAGCAAGAGGGGUCGCUGCGCAGUGAAAGCAGCAAUCCCUCUUGCUGUUCUGGCUUCUGGGAUAGCUGCGCAGCCUGCAUUCGCUCCAUAAGACGCGCACACAUUUCCCCUUACUUUUCAGGAGGGAAAAAGUGAGACUUAUAGAGCAAAAAAUACGGUAUCACCCAUAUAUUCAAUAAACGUUUUAAGGAUGUUAAAAUGAAUGUUUCAAGUUGUAAAACAGAAAGUCCAAAAUGUUCGGAAACCCAAGCGCGGUUUCCGAUUGGCUGCAGGGAGCUCCUGCAGCCGAUCGGACAUCUGGCUUCCAAAAUAUAGUUCACAAACCGGAACAGUCACUUCCGGGUUUGCGGCGUCCGGGAGCCAAAACGUUCAGAAACGAAUCUGUUCGAAAACCAAGGUACAAAUUUUAAUAAUGUUUUUCUGCUUCAAUUUUAUUUCUUCUUUUGAGUCUUCUUUGCUCUCCAACAGCCCCUCUCUGACCCAAAGAACCAAACCAGGUUAAACUGCAAACUGAGAGGAGUUGGGCAAACUUUUCAGAGCUGAUUCCCAGCUGCUGAGUUAGUUGAGUGGUCAGUCAUUAACCUCCUCUCCUCUGCUCUGGUCCCAAGGUCGUCCCCUUGAAGGGGUUGUGGGAGGACGUCGUCCCCACCCUGCCCGAAGAACAUUUCAAUGGUAAGCAAGAAACCCGAUGAAAAAGUUUCCCCCCUUUCUCUCAGGACCCCAGAACUGGUGGGCGUCCAAUUAAGUUGAACAAGCUGGGAGAUUCAGGACGGGUCAAAUAAAGCCCUUAUUCGCCCCACGCAUACUGUGGAACUCCCUGCCACAGUAGGCUAUCAGGGCCAACUUGGAUGGCUUUAAGAGGGGAUUAGACAAAUUCAUGGAGGGGAAAGGCCAUCAAUGGAAUCUAUGUUCUGCCUCCUGGUUGGAGGCAGAAAUGCUUUUGAAUUCCAGAAUAAGGCAAUAGUAAGUCUUUCUGUCUUCCGCACAAGAGUCUCUCUGCUGUGAUCAUAUAUUAAAAUAAAAACCCCACAAUUCUUUUCUUACUGUGUAUCCAUUAAUUUGCACCCAGUUCACAGUUCCUGUUGUAUUUGCUGUACAGUUUUUUGGGGGGCAGGUAGGUGUGGAGGACUCCCUGGUCCUGAAUGGGGUGACUGUGCCCCGGAAGGACCAGGUGCACAGCCUGGGAGUCAUUUUGGACUCACAGCUGUCCAUGGAGGCGCAGAUUAAUUCUGUGUCCAGGGCAGCUCCACCUGGUACGCAGGAUGAGACCCUCCCUGCCCGCAGACUGUCUCGCCAGAGUGGUGCAUGCUCUGGUUAUCUCUCGCUUGGACUACUGCCAUGCUCUCUCCGUGGGGCUACCUUUGAAUGUGACCCGGAAACUACAAUUAAUCCAGAAUGCGGCAGCUAGACUGGGGACUGGGAGUGGCCGCCGAGACCACAUAACACUGGUCCUGAAAGACCUACAUUGGCUCCCAGGAUGUUUCCGAGCACAAUUCAAAGGGUUGGUGCUGACCUUGAAAGCCCUAAAUGGCCCUGUAUCCCUGAAGGAGCAUCUCAACCCCCAUCGUUCUGCCCAGACAGUGAGGUCCAACUCCGAGGGCCUUCUGGCGGUUCCCUCAUUGUGAGGUUACAGGGAACCAGGCAGAGGGCCUUCUCGGUGGUGGCGCCUGCCUUGUGGAAUGCCCUCCCAUCAAAUGUCAAGGAAAUAAACAACUACCUGACUUUUAGAAGACAUCUGAAGGCAGCCCUGUUUAGGCAAGUAUUUAAUGUUUGAUGUUUUAUUGUCUUUUAAAUAUUCUGUUGGGAGCUGCCCAGAGUGGCCGGGGAAACCCAGCCAGGUGAGUGGGGUGUGAACAACAACAACAAUUAUUAUUAUCCCAAUUUUUAAAAAUCAUCCCUCCAAUGCAACACUCUGAUUUUUGUGAACUCCCAUCCUCCCUUGCCAUUGGCCAUGCUUCUUUUGGCUGAUAGGAGCUGUAGCUCAGCAUCGUCCAGGGGCCAGAUGUUUUCCCACCUCUGGAAUAAAGAAGUCUAGCUUUUGCUUUAGGCCAGGGGUCUGCAACCUUUAAGACAAAAAGAGCCACUUGGACCCGUUUCCGAAGAAAAACAACAACUGGGAGCUGCAAAACUCGUCAUUAUAAAAAUAACUUUUUUGUCACUUUUUUAUUAUUUCUUUGUUUGACCCCUCAGAAUUACUCCUCCUCAUAGAAAUAAACGUUAAAUUAACAAGUUACCUUUUUGUGUGUGUGUGUUCUUCACUCCCCUUCAAAACAGUGACCAGCGUACAUGCCCCUUACAAUGUAGCGGGCGGGCAGGCGGGAAGGUGACGUCGGGACAGUGCGUGACUAACGCACGCACCGCCCCCAUGCGACGUCACAGCCAGUACAGCGCCCGCCACAGUGGGGAGUGUCGGGGCGCACAAUGCGCCUCCUCCCCUCGCUAGUAUCUGCCCCGGAGCCGCAGCAAAGGUGUAAAAGGGCCACGUGAGCUGCGGGUUGCAGACCCCUGCUUUAGGAGGUGCGGGAGACUCCUAAGUUGGCAAAGUAACCUCUUCUGUUUUCCUGUUUCUUUCCUGCAACCUCCAGGAAUCCUCUACGACACGUACCCUCUCUCAGCCGAAACCUGGCACACUCACCAGUUCAGCUUCAUCAAGGUAAGGCGUGACGGCAGUCGCAAAAAGCGAGGUAUUUCUUCCUAAAGAAAUAUCGCAAACCCAAAAGCAAGCCCUUCAGGGCAGGAAUGAUCAAGAGUAUUUUUUUGAGCGCUCCCUGGCAGUUCCUGGGAAGGUAGCAACAGGGAUCGUGGCUUUCCCUUCGUCGCUGGUGAUUGCAGGGCGGUCAGUUUUGAAAUCCAGGAGCUCAGCACGGCAGCCGCGAAUAUAGGCUGAAAUCAGGGCCGGAUUUAGGUUUGACGAGGCCCCAAGCUACUGAAGGUAAUGGGGCCCUUUAUACGCCCAGCUGUCCUUUGUCAACAACAAAUUGUCGCUCUUUUUUGUGUUGAAUACAUGCUAUAAGGUAAUUUAUGGACUUAACAGGUAUCUGAAGCCAUUUGCACAUAACAAAAUAUGUAUUUUAUCCAAGUAAUUGUUGAACUGAAAUACAAUUAAGAAGAAGUAUAUUUUGGGGGGUCUCCAAGAGAGUGGGGCUCUAAGCUAUAGCUUGCUUGGCUUAUACGUAAAUCCGGCACUGGCUGAAAUCAUGUGAUGCGAGUUUUAAUCUGCUUUUCGUUUAUUGUCCUUCUUUCUUUUCGAAAGUCUUAAAUCGUGGCUGCCAGAUCUUCUAAAUUUAAUACAGUACAGAAAAAAGUUCUGAAUCCAUUUUGUCUCUCCCAAAUGACCUCGGAUAUUUCUCUGCAAGGUCAAAGGAAAUGGGGAGCCUCCCCCCUGUCUCUUUGUUCACAAAUCCUGUCUCAAGGGCACAUUUAAGGUAUGAAUAGGUUGAGCCUGUGACCCGGAUUCAGGAAUUGAGUAGUCAUCAUAACAAAAGAGUGGCCAGCAUGCCCAGGUAAUUCAAUCAGGUAACCUGGCAGACAGGAUAAAAGCAACGCACUCAGAUUUCUGUUGUAGUCCGCCUCUUCUCUGAUGUACUGGGGGUUGGUCUUGGGCUACACCCCUUCCGUGAUGUAUGUAUGAUGUAUGGAGGGGCGGUCUUGGGUUCCAGGGUGGGCAGUGCAAAAGUCUAUAUAAGGGCUUUGCACACCUUUGUCCUGGGUCCUCCACCUCUCUCCCUGUUGCAACAGCUUUAAUAAAAGAUCAGGCUUACUAGCUGCUUUGCUUCUCAAUAUGCUCUGGUUUGCCUCAUUUAUUUUCUCCUACCAACAGACGCGGUUAAGGGACGCGGGUGGUGCUGUGGGUUAAACCACAGAGCCUAGGAGUUGCCGAUCAGAAGGUCGGCGGUUCGAAUUCCUGCAAUGACGGGGUGAGCUCCCGUUGCUCGGUCCCUGCUCCUGCCAACCUAGCAGUUCAAAAGCACGUCAAAGUGCAAAUAGAUAAAAUAGGUACCGCUCCGGCAGAAAGGUAAAUGGCAUUUCCAUGUGCUGCUCUGGUUCACUAGAAGCGGCUUAGUCCUGCUGGCCACAUGACCCGGAAGCUGUACGCCGGCUCCCUCAGCCAAUGAAGCGAGAUGAGCGCCGCAACCCCAGAGUCGGUCACGACUGGACCUAAUGGUCAGGGGUCCUUUUACCAACAGAGAACCUACAAAAGGACUCUGUAUAGGCUCUUGAAUACCCCAUAAGGGAAAAGGAGCAGGGCUUGUUUUCUUAUAACAUUCCUAACUUCAGAUACGGGGAUGCAACCAGCAGGGACCCCCAACCUUUCCAGGACAAAAAUCCCCAGCAAGGCGUCCUGGGGGGAAAGAGCCCCACAAAGUCUGCCAUAACUCCCAUCCCUCCCCACUUUCCUGCAGGGCCAUGCUUACCGCCUUCUGAAGCCCGGAGGGGUCCUCACCUACUGCAACCUGACCUCUUGGGGAGACCUCCUCAAGAACAAGUAUUCGGACAUCGAGAAGAUGUUUCAGGUGAGGGAGAGGGAGGGCUUUGCAGGAGGGUGGAGGCCAGGGGACAAGAGCUCUGUGUCCGUGCGAAUUCUAGUCUGGCUCCCGCAAGUAGACCCACCCCAUAGAUUUAAACGGCACUCAUCGCCAUUCUUCUUCCUUGGAUCGUUAUAAGAAAAAAAAAACCCCAAGGAAAACUGCGUUUUAAAAUUCUCUGCUCUCUGGCACCCUCUGGUGUUGGAUGUUCAUAGUGCAUUCAAAUUGCUGGUUCUUUACAACCGCGUGUCUUGUGUGGUGGGUUUAAAGUCUCCUCAAGGCGCUUUCCUCCCGCAUUUUAGGAAACGCAGGUGGAGCACCUGGUGGAGGCCGGUUUCAAGAAGGAGAACAUCCACACGGCCGUCAUGGACCUCGUCCCUCCGUCCGACUGCAGAUACUACUCCUUCCCCAAAAUGAUCACUCCCGCCCUCAUCAAGUAGAGCUGCCAGCCCGUUCCCCCACCGGCUAGCUCUCUGAGGAAGGGCAUGCUGACCGCAGCAGGAGCAGCCGAGACGGUCCGCUCUUUUGCGGCCAAACAGAAAUCGGGGAGGGAGAUGGCCUCUCGUUUUUCGAGCCUCCGGGCACAUGGACACGAGCCCUUUAGCCAAAAAAAUUGCAAUCUGUUCUGUCGAUCAAGAGAAUUCUUUUCCACAUUG